Messenger RNA from Xylona heveae TC161, 1089 nucleotides. RefSeq lists its product as hypothetical. Bases 1 to 1089 code for a protein of 362 amino acids. The record is from RefSeq and is a predicted model, not a curated record. NCBI's taxonomy places the organism in Eukaryota, Fungi, Ascomycota, Xylonomycetes, Xylonales, Xylonaceae. The transcript is spliced from 5 exons.
AUGGAGGCUGGCGACAAUGGCCCGAAAAUUGCAGUGGUGAUGUGGGUAGUUACCAUAGUACCACUCAUCUUUCUUGCUCUUCGAGUCUAUUGCAAGUGGAAGCUUAGCAAAGGUAUCGGCUGGGACGACCAUGUUGCUAUAUUCUCUUGGGUCCUCUUCUUGGUCUAUACGUGUUUGAUCACGGCGGCGGUCACGAAAGGAGUUGGAAAGCAUUUGCAAUAUGUCAAGUUGGAUAACUUGGUCACGGCUCUCAAAUUGACGUACAUUGGAGAGUUCGUGGCCAUUAUAGCAUGCGUGCUCAGCAAAACUUCGUUUGCCGUCACGCUCCUUCGAAUCGUCACUCGGCAAUGGCAGGUUAUGUUCCUGUGGUUUGUUAUUAUCUCGAUGAACCUCGUCAUGUGGCUUACCGCCAUCUUCUACUUUGCGCAAUGCAAGCCAACUGCGGCUCUCUGGGACUUUUCGAUCCAAGGAAAAUGCUGGCCGGCAUAUGUAUUGACAGACAUUGCCAUCUUCGCAGGAGCUUACUCUGGUCUGAUGGAUUUCUUGCUUGCCCUUCUUCCGUGGACAGUCAUCUGGAAGUUGCAAAUGCGGAAGCGCGAGAAAGUUGGUGUAGCGAUUGCAAUGAGUCUAGGAAUCUUCGCUUCUGUGACAUCUUUUAUUAAGACCUCCUAUUUGACCAAUCUGGGAGAACAAAAGGAUUUCACCUAUUAUGCGGGUAACAUCCUUAUCUGGGCUGCUGCCGAAACUGGAGCAACUCUCGUCGCCGCCUCUAUUCCCUCGCUCCGUAUUCUCUUCAUCCGAAUCCGAUCCACCCGAGGCGGCAGUGGCGGUCAAGGCUACUCUGAUAGUUACAAGCUCUCGGAGAACACCAAGUCCACCAACAGCAAACGCAAUCCCUUCUCUCACGGUUAUCGAACCAGUCAUUCUGCCGCUGCUGAGCGCACCAAGCGAGAUGACCAGAGCGACAAGAGCAUCCUCGGCGCCGCGGCUGAUGAUCCUCAGAUCAAGCAGACCCACGAAGUCACCAUUAGCUACCAGAAGGACCCCAACGACUGGGAGGACACUGAAUUGGGCUUCCAACGUCGAUAG